Molecule: messenger RNA, 2086 nt
Organism: Papilio polytes (common Mormon)
Lineage: Eukaryota; Metazoa; Arthropoda; Insecta; Lepidoptera; Papilionidae
Product: transcription factor Maf-like
Exons: 9
Coding region: 169-1089 (306 amino acids)
Source: RefSeq, a predicted model, not a curated record
GCGCACUCCUCCGACGACACGCCCACCAACACCAACCACAACCACAACCACAACCACAAAGGCAAAGGCGUGGGCAAAAAGAGUAAAACCCGCAGCACAGAGCCCGCACCCUCCACCAGUCGGGCUCCGGUACUCUUCUCUACAGAAGAAUCGGUGGCGAACGGCACGAUGUCGGAGUCCGAGGUGUCGGGGGCGGAGUCUGGGGCGGAGUCCGAGGCGGGGGCGGGGGCGGUGUCGGGGGCAGAGUCUGGGGGCGUGUCGGGGCGCGGCUCGGAGCGCUCCCACAUCGAGGUGCUGGAGGAGGAGCUGGCGGAUGACGAGGUGGAACUCACCUACGAGCCCGCACAUCUACACGGGGCGCAGCGCAAGCGCGUGCGCAGGCGCAGCUCGGGCAGCACCAGACGACCGCACAAACGUGUUCGUGAGCGGUUUACAUCCGCCUCCUGCUCCACAUCCGAGUCCUGUUCUGCCUCCGCCUCCGCCUCCGCGUCCGGGUCUGCCUCCGCCUCCGCCUCCGGGUCAGGCAGCUCCCGCUCCGCUCGCCGCUCCGCCCGCCGCUCCGCUCGCCGCUACGAGUCGGACCGCUCGUACCGCCCGCGGUACUCCACUGAUGAUGACGCCCCGCUGCUGCUCUACAGACAGCGGCAGGAGGAGGAGGAGGAGGCGGGCCCCUCGCACCGGGGACAUGCCAGGAGCGUGUCGCUGCGCACGCGCCGGCCGCGCCGCUACAACGAGGACAGCGAGGAGGACUCCAUAGCGGCCAUCAGCAAGCGGCUGCCGCACCACCACCGCCACCAGCGCCACCAGCACCAGCUGGCGCGCCGCAGGCAGCGGCAUGCCACACAGGGCGCGAGCACCGCGGCCGCGCACACCAGCGACCAUAAUUACUUCAAUGGCCACGCGCACGCGCACGCACACAAUGGACACGGUGACGGUGAGGGGGAAGGUGAAGGCGAGGCGGGCGUGUCUGGGGGCUCCGGGGGCUCCGGGUCUGGCGGCUCGCUGCGGUCCGGAGGCCCGGUGUCCAUAUCCUCCCGGGGGCGAGUGCGCCGUCUGACGGCGAAGGCUCGCGGUCUGCUCGGCAACUGAAGACAGCGCUGCCUUAGUUGGAGCACCCUCAAGUGAGUGCUCCGCUGAAGGACACCAGUGUAUCAAGCAGUGAUAGUGUGCUAAAACAGAGUUUAUAGUAAUUGGAUAAGUGUGUGCCGACCAUUAUAUGAAGAUAUGUACCGGUGAGUAUGUACUAUGUGUAGAGAGUUCUGUAAACACUGGAUGUUGUGUAUAUGUUAGAGAAAUACAUUUUAAGUUGUAUAUGACCAGUGAAUGAAGAAACCCAAAUGUUUAUUGUCAAACUGUUUAUAAUUCUUGUCUUUGUGAUGUGUUGAUAGUAAGAAACAUUAGUUAUUAAUUGGAAAAUGGGAAAUAAACUUAAAAUACAGUUUUUUAAUUACCAGAAAAAACAUGAAUUGUUUAGUAUUUUUUUUAAUUCAAUUACAAUCAUUAUAUUUGUGUUUAUAAUCACAAUUCUGUUUUCUCUCAAAGAGGAAGUGUUUAUAUUUUUGGAUUUUUGCAUGUAAUAAUAACUCAAAAAUUACUGGACCAAUUUCAAAAAUUCUUGCAUCAUAAAUCUUUUUUAUCACUGAGUAAUAUAGGCUGUUUUUGCUAUUUCAAUUUCACACGAGCGAUGUCGCGAGCUACAGCCAGUUUAGGAUAUAAAUUCUGUAUUGAUUUGUAAAUAUUUCGUUACUGAAAUAUGAACAAUAUGUAACAGUUUGCUGUAUUUAACUGGUAAUUAAACACCCUGUAUACUGAGUACUUAACAUUUGACUGAUUUUUAAAAUCAUAUAAUAACUGAAUAUGUUGAAUUUAGGGCCUGUCCCACUAAAUUGUAAAUUGUCUGAAAAUAAUUCAACAUAUAAAAUAUAUGAUGGAGUCAGAUCCAUCCUUAACCUAUUCCCGUAGAGCAACAGGUUUUUGUCCUCCAUAACUGUGUCAUACGUCAUCUCUGUCACUCUCUUCUUGAUGUCACCUUUCACAUAAUCCAUCUCUUUCUAUGUCUACCUCUACCAGUGUAUUCAUAACUGCC